Messenger RNA from Mus musculus (house mouse), 4771 nucleotides. It is a transcript of the gene Rnf216, whose product is annotated as ring finger protein 216. The record is from RefSeq and is a predicted model, not a curated record. Gene Ontology annotation, molecular function: ubiquitin protein ligase activity; zinc ion binding. Gene Ontology annotation, biological process: proteasome-mediated ubiquitin-dependent protein catabolic process; regulation of interferon-beta production; regulation of defense response to virus by host. Bases 283 to 3015 code for a protein of 910 amino acids. Lineage: Eukaryota; Metazoa; Chordata; Mammalia; Rodentia; Muridae. The transcript has 17 exons. Gene Ontology annotation, cellular component: cytoplasm; cytosol; clathrin-coated vesicle.
GAAUGGGACUGAGGUGGAAGGAAAGCAGGAUCAAGGUCAGCCUGGGCUCUUACUGAGACCUGUGCUAACUAGUUAAACUGAAGCCUAUUUACUCCAGAAUCCUGCUGCAGCAUGACAGGCAUGUUUGUGGACAGAAUUCUGGAACACAGGAACAUUCCGUUUAGUGGUCUGGAAUCUGGCAGUAUGACUUUAGGAGUAUACAGAGGAAACCCGGAGAGUGACAACAGAUGAUCACCAUGUUUGGUUACUAGCAAUCACACAUGUUUGUAUCUGAAUUUGAAAAUGGCAGAGGGAAACAACAAAGAGGAGGUCAUUCACUUGAACAACUUUCCCUGCCACCGGGGAAAGGAAUGGAUGGCUGUCAGAGAGGGGCCCAUCACCAUAUCUGACUCCUCUGAUGAGGAAGGGAUUCCAAUGCUGGUUACCCCAGCUACAGAGCAACAGGAAGACGACCUGGAUGAUGAUGUCAUCCUGACAGAAACACAUAAACCUCAGACAUCCCGGCCCAAUCUCAUCAAACCAGCUGCCCAGUGGCAAGAUCUGAACAGAUUGGGAGAAGAAAGGCCUAGAAAAUCUAGAGCAGACUUUGAAGCAGAUAUCCACAACUAUUUUUCCUUUUGUAACAACUCAUUGUUUGGUUCUGGGGCACAGGAUGAUUCUGAGGAUGAAUAUGGUGGAUUUCUGGAUCUUGAGAGUGGCAAAAAAGAGGGAGAAGCCAAACCUGGACCAAGCAGUAAGCAGACAGCAGACGAUAUUGUCAACCCCAGAUUGGAGCAGAAAGUCAUUAUAUUGGGAGAAAAUGGUCUUCUUUUCCCAGAAAGUGAGCCUUUGGAAGUUCAGAACCAAUCAUCCGAAGACUCAGAGACAGAGCUCUUAUCAAAUCCUGGAGAGCCAGCUGCCUCAGUAGAUGACCAGCUAAUUGGAGAAGAGUACUGGCUUGACCAUCCAUACUUCCAGGCUCCGAAUCCACAGCCUCAGGAAAGAACAAACCAGGUUGUGCCCCAAGAGCGACAUUCUGAAUCAGAAAUGGGCCCAAUGUUUUUCCGCCAUGAUUUCCCAGAGCCAGCUUUUCCAAGGCCAGAACCCCAGCAGGAGGGGAUUCCAGGCCCUGCUUCUCCACAGCCAGCCCAUCCUCUAGGAGAGCUUGAAGACCAGCAGUUAGCAAUUGAUGAAGACCCUGGGCCAGCCUUCCCCCUGUCAGGACCUCAGGAGGCCAACUUGGCAAACAUGUGGGAACAAGAAGCUGCUGAGGUAGAUCAAGACCUCAUUCCACUGUUAGUGAAAGAAACGGAAGCAAGAUUUCCAGAUGUAGCAAGUGGAUAUGUUGAAGAAAUAAUUCAUUUGAAAAAUUACUAUGAUUUGAAUGUACUUUGUAAUUUUCUUCUGGAAAACCCAGAUUAUCCAAAGAGAGAAGACCGGCUUAUUAUCCACCCCAGCAGCAGCCUGCUUGCCAGCCAGGAUGACGCGAAGUUGCCUAAAAUAGACUUUUUUGACUAUUCCAAAUUGACUCCACUUGACCAGCGCUGCUUCAUCCAAGCUGCUGACCUCCUGAUGGCUGAUUUCAAGAUGCUUAGCAGCCAGGACAUCAAGUGGGCCCUUCAUGAGCUCAAAGGACACUAUGCAAUCACCCGAAAGGCCUUUUCCGAUGCCAUUAAGAAAUGGCAGGAGUUGUCACCUGAAACCAGUGGAAAACGGAAAAAGAGGAAAGAAAUGAAUCAGUAUUCUUUCAUAGAUUUCAAGUUUGAACAAGGAAACAUAAAAAUAGAAAAGAGGAUGUUCUUUCUGGAAAACAAGCGUCGACACUGUAGGUACUAUGACCAUCAGGCCCUCCUUCCAGCUGUGAAACAGGAGCAGGAAUUCUAUGAGCAGAAAAUUAAAGAGAUGGCAGAGCAUGAAGACUUCUUGCUCGCCCUGCAGAUGAAUGAAGAACAGUAUCAAAAGGAUGGCCAGCUGAUUGAAUGCCGCUGUUGCUAUGGGGAGUUUCCAUUUGAGGAGCUGACACAAUGCGCCGAUGCUCACUUGUUCUGCAAAGAAUGUCUCAUCAGAUAUGCCCAGGAGGCAGUGUUUGGAUCUGGAAAGUCAGAACUCAGCUGCAUGGAAGGCAGCUGCACGUGCUCCUUCCCAACCAGUGAGCUGGAGAAGGUGCUCCCCCAGACCAUUCUGUACAAAUACUAUGAACGGAAAGCUGAGGAAGAAGUCGCUGCAGCCUAUGCUGAUGAGCUUGUCCGGUGCCCCUCCUGCAGCUUCCCUGCUCUGUUGGACAGCGAUGUGAAGAGGUUCAGCUGCCCCAACCCACGCUGCCGAAAGGAGACCUGUAGGAAGUGUCAGGGACUCUGGAAAGAACACAACGGCCUCACCUGUGAAGAGCUGGCAGAAAAGGAUGACAUCAAGUACCGGACAUCCAUUGAAGAAAAAAUGACUGCUGCUCGGAUUAGAAAAUGUCACAAGUGUGGAACUGGCCUCAUCAAGUCUGAAGGCUGCAACCGCAUGUCUUGCCGCUGUGGUGCCCAGAUGUGCUACCUCUGUCGAGUUUCUAUCAAUGGCUAUGACCAUUUCUGCCAGCAUCCUCGCUCUCCAGGAGCCCCUUGCCAAGAAUGUUCCAGGUGCUCCCUGUGGACCGACCCCACUGAAGAUGAUGAAAAGCUGAUUGAGGAAAUCCAAAAGGAGGCCGAGGAGGAACAGAAGAGAAAGAAUGGAGAGAACACCUUCAAACGCAUCGGGCCCCCACUGGAGAAGCCAGCUGAGAAGGUGCAGCGUGUGGAAGCCCUGCCGCGGCCUGUCCCACAGAACCUGCAUCCUCAGAUGCCGCCCUAUGCCUUUGUUCACCCACCCUUCCCCCUGCCACCUGUGCGGCCCGUGUUCAACAACUUCCCCAUCAACAUGGGUCCUGUGCCCGCUCCCUAUGUCCCCCCUCUGCCCAACGUGCGUGUCAACUAUGACUUUGGCCACAUGCACGUGCCCCUGGAGCACAACCUGCCCAUGCACUUUGGCCCCCAACCACGGCAUCGCUUCUGACACCCAAAGCCCUGUCAGCCGUGCCGAGUCUGCAGGAGGGCCCAGUCUCAUCUUCUGAGUAGGGGUGAAGGCCUCCAUUCCCUCUCGAAAGUGGACGCGUGUCCUCCUGCUCUUACCUUUGCAAGGUCCAUGCUCCUUCAGGUCUGAUGCCCUCUGGGUGCUGAUUGUCACUGGGCCAAUUAUAGGGCAGCUCCCUAGUCUGCCAUCUUAGCAGCCAAUCCAGUGGCCCUGACCAUGAAGCAAGGCCUCUAAUCGUUUGCCAUACUUCCUCCCCAGCAGCCCAAUGAAAGCCCAGGGGGAAAUGGCCUACCAUCCCUAAGCCAGGGCUCUCUCCUUGUUGCCCAAGGCCCACUUAGGUCCAAGAGCCUCCGAGAAUCUGUGGCGCGAGUUUUGUUCUGUUGUUAUCUAAAGAGGUUGCUCCUAUUCAUGUAGUUUGAGCUGAAGUUUUUUUUGUGGUCUACUCAUGCGUGUCCCUAUCCGUGGAAAGUCAGGUUGAAAGUAUUUCCCCAGGGCUGGCAACUGCUGAGAGCCAGAAGUCCUGACACUUGCCAUCAAACAAAAGGGCCCUUUAGGAAGCUGUCAUUUAUUCCCAGGUGGGCCCUGUUCUGGGGUGAGCAGCUUCUUUCUCCUAAGGUGUUGGGGGUUCCCUGGCAGUGCAGAUGACCUCAUGGAGCUGCUACAGUCAUCACAGCAACCCUGCUGCCUGCUCCCCGUCCCUCACUAGUUAGCAGUGGGUGCACACAGGAGAGCUCCCAGCUCCUGUGUGAUGAGAGUCCAGGCCUGCACAGAGCCUUUGCCAUGUUCCCAGUGCCUGUGUCCCCUCCUGUCCAGACCAGGCUUUUGUCCUCCAGCGUUUGCUGAGCAGGACCGGCAGCAGGUUUCUCAGUUGUACUGGCUGUCCUUGUCCUCCCCUUGCUGUGGGGGUGUCCCCUGUUCAGAGUGUACAGACUUAGAAGGGGGAAAGUCCCUGGGAAAGGGAAGGCUCCCUGAGCUGCCCAUUAUCACUGGAGUGUGGGUGGGGCACACAGUGGCUCAGGAGCCCUGCCAUGGUCACCUGAACUGUGAUGUUAGUCUGAAUGACAGUGCCUUGGAAAGAUGGGCCACAUGCUGCAUGACAGGAUCCUCCAAGUACCUUAACUGUUAGAGUAUCCGUGUUCUCUGCACUUGUCCAGAAGCCCCACGCAUGGGUGGGUGGCUGGGUGGGUACUCCAAGCACUGCCCCUCCACGGCCUCGUGAGCCGCUGGACUGGGCACCCAGUUCUAGGUUGACUCAGUACCCGUCUCACAUCCUUCCACCAGGAGACCAGAUGCAAACAACUGGCAGUUUCUGGGGUGAGGCCAGGGUCGUGUCAGUCUGUGGGUGCAGGGAGGCUGCUCCUGCCUGUCUCCAUCCAGGAGUGACCCUCCCAACACCUCUGUGCCAGCAGGGAUCCCCAAGGCAGCUACCACCUUAACAUCUAGGACCCGGACUGCUUCCUGGUGUGAGAAACUGCCUAGCCACUCCCAGUGUAUUUGCCUUAAAACUGGAGAGAAUCUAGUAUUUGCACUUAGCAAAAGAUUUCAAAGUUAAGAGAAAAGUGCAUGAUUUCACUUUGUACAAAAGAAAAAAAGAAAAAAAAAUGAAGUAGAUGGUUAAAAGUUUUUCUUUACCUUUUGGUAGUAAAAAUAGAGGAACCAAGUCUGUUUAAACUACUGUGUAAAAAGACUGUAUCAUAUGUAACUUGACUUUUGUGUAAAUAAAUGUUUGUGAACGCUU